Molecule: messenger RNA, 2184 nt
Organism: Momordica charantia (bitter melon)
Lineage: Eukaryota; Viridiplantae; Streptophyta; Magnoliopsida; Cucurbitales; Cucurbitaceae
Source: RefSeq, a predicted model, not a curated record
AAGAAAAAUAUAGUACAGUGCCAAUCCCGACAUAGUUUAGAGGAUGAAGGUUAAAGCUUAUCCUAAACCGUAGGUAAGUAAUAAGAGCUAAAACAGGGAUGUCCUGUUCACAAAACACAAGGAUUCACAACAGAAAACGAAAAAUACAAAUCUUAUCAAACCGAAACCGACUCCAAAAAUGACAUUUGUGAUUGGCGCUACAAGUCAAUAUGGGUUGGAAAGAGAGGCCCUCCAAAUUUCAAGAGCCAACCGUGGCCCAUAAACAGGCCCAGGCUCUGGUUGCGAAAAACGACGUCGUGGAUAAUGCCGGUGUUUCUUUUACUAAUUAAAUUAAAUGAUGGAUAAUGACUAAAAUGGCUUGCUCUCGACGAAAGAAGAAACUGAACAUCGAGAAGUGAUCUCCGAUUGAGGAAACUCUCUCAGUUCCUACUCUUCUUCGUCUUCGUCUUCACUCCUCCGCCUUUAGCUUCUGCAUUGGGAUACGCGAUGUCUUGGUUGGCCAGAUCCAUUGCUAAUUCAUUGAAGCUCGAUGAUGAUGAAGACGACGAGAAUGCCAGUGGCAACUCCAAAUCGCCGCUCAAAUCCGAUUCCUUAUCCGAUCAAUAUCACCACACGGAUUCCUCCUCGCAAUCGUCGCAGUCAUCGUCGUCAUCUUCGACUCCAACUGCCAGAGGCGUCAAAGAGGAUUUGUCCGAGCUCAAAAAUACCCUAACCCGCCAAUUCUGGGGCGUCGCCUCUUUCCUCGCCCCUCAGCCUGAACAUUCUGCUUCACAUUCCCAAGUCUCUGAUCCAAAACCUAAUGAACCGCUUGAUAAUUCCACAACCGACAAUCCGUCUGGCCCUGAAUUUUCUGAAGAAGAUCUAAUGGCGGGAAUACGCAGUGAUUUCGCUGAAAUCAGUGGGAAAUUUAAGACUGGGAUCUCGAAGCUUUCGAGCAACAGGACCAUGUCGGAGAUCACCAAGAUUGCUUCCAAUUUCCUUCAGUUUGGAUCAGAGGAUUCUUUGGAGAACUAUGACGUGGGAAGUGCGGUUGGUGUAACAGAGGAGGUCCUGAUAUUCGUCAGGAAUAUCGUCCUGCAUCCUGGGACCUGGUUGGACUUUCCUCUUCCAUAUGACGACUACGACGAUCUUGAGUUAUCCGAUGCCCAGCAAGAACAUGCUUUGGCUGUUGAGCAUCUUGUGCCUAGUUUGGCUGCUUUGAGGAUUGAACUUUGUCCCCAAUACAUGAGUGAAGAUUGCUUUUGGAAAAUCUACUUUGUGAUCUUGCAUCCUAGACUUAGCAAGCAUGAUGCUGAACUUCUGUCAACACCCCAAAUACUAGAAGCCAGAGCACAGUUUCAUGAAUUACAACAACAAACCAAGGUACAGACGGAGCCCGAGAUAUCUAGAAACAUCUUGACUAGUUCGAAAGGAUCUUCUGAUUCAUCAAAUGAGGAGCAUCUCUCGGUGCCACCUAGAGAUCAAUCUGAACCACUGUUUCUUCAGAAAUCUCCUGAUAGUGCAGCCCCUUCCUCAAUGGUGACUGAUGUUGAGACUGAUAAGCAUCCAAUUAAGAACGUGAAAAUUCAAGUUGUAGACAAGCCUGUCAUUGAGGAAAUACCCUUGCAAACCGGAAUUGAACAUUCCCACUCUGGUCCUUCCAAAGAUUUUGAUGACAUAUACGUGGAUGAUGGAGAUGAUUGGUUGAAGGAGGAGACUCUUGAGAUUGAUGGUGACAGUGGAACUAACAUCCCUAUUGGGAACGACGAGGACGUAUCAUUUAGUGAUCUUGAGGAUGACGACCAGGAGGUCCCGGCAUAUCAUAAGAAGGUUGCAUCAGGCUCUGACUCUUCAACUAAAGAUUCCCGAGAUUGGGUUCAGCUUAGCCGGACUUCUGCUGAUUCAGACAAGGAUACAAACUCCAUAGAUAUUAAGCAUGUCGGAUCCGGGGAGGUAGGCACCCGCAAGGAAUCAAGUGACUGGCUUAAUGUCGAGGACAUUGAUUCAAUGUGACGGCUCCUGAAACUCUUCAAUCUGCUUAUCUUCAUAGAAUUUUAUUUCUUUCCUAUGUAUAUCUUGUGUUUUCUCUAUAUGAAGCAAGCAUUUGGGAAACUAUGUUUGUUAUGAUAUCUCUGUAUAUAGAAAAACUUGUAAACUCAAAAUUCAUUUACAUGCAAAUAAUUGAUGGCUUUGUUGUAUUUUCUA